This is a messenger RNA of Ceutorhynchus assimilis (cabbage seed weevil), 9495 nucleotides long. The record is from the annotation of a GenBank genome assembly. Lineage: Eukaryota; Metazoa; Arthropoda; Insecta; Coleoptera; Curculionidae.
UAGAGUUGUAGUGGUUUUCCUUUUUCCUGUUGUAACAAGUAAAAAAAUGUUGAUAAAUAGCAAUUUUAUGAACAUUCCAUUUGAAAUGUUUGAAUGAAAUCUUUAACAAGAGUACCUAGGUACCAUGAAAUUGCUGAAAAAUGGACGUCCUGCCAAAAAUUUCUAUUCUAAUGUUAUUGUUGAGCCCCUUUCAUUUUGGUGUGUGUAAUGUAGAUAUUAGGGAUAUAUCAAGAAAUAUCAGCUCGGAGAUACAAAUAAUGAAAGAUGAAGAAAUGUGUAUUCCUUUUGUCGAGAAAUUGUUUAAAAAUUUUAAAAGUGCAACGAAUAAUCCAGAAUCCAAACAACUACAAGAUAUGGUGCACAAAUUGGAGAACAAAAUAAAUAUGAUUUUCUCAAGUAUGAAUAAUGCAUCUAAGUUAUUGGAAAAUCCAAAUGUUAAUAAAAUGGAUGCUUAUAUCUUGUUACCUUGCAUCAAAGAGAAAAAUGGUGUUCUGGAUAUACUAGUUAGCAGCAAUUUGAUUAACAAUAAUAGUAUUCCUAGUUUUUUGGGACCAAAACAUAUUAUUCACCAAAUGAGAAGAAAUAUAUCCCAGUUGUCAAAUGCCAUAAAACAGCAAUAUUUUAUAUCAGAAAAAGAUAUAAAACAUAAGCAAUAUUCACAAUUUUCUGAAUGUUUAGAUCAUGAUGAAGGCAUAAUAUGGAAAAAUUAUAUGUCGCAUCAGAAAUAUGUUCGGAAAAAUGUUGUUUUAGUAUUAGAUCAUGGAGGAUCUUUGAGCAAGACGCAACUACAGAUUGCUAAAUCCAUGGCAAAAGAAACACUGGCAUCCUUGAAUGAAAAUGAUAGAAUUGCUCUAAUAGCAGUAGCAUCUGACUGGUCAUACGCCGAUAGGGAAUGUGCAGAUGGAAAAAUAUUUGAACCAAUUUUAUCAUUGCAAGAGGCGAAGAGUACUUAUAUAUUGCAGCUGAAUACCUUUAUUGAUUCUCUUGUAAGAGGCAGUGGAGCUACAAAUCAUGCAAUUGGAAUGCAAAAGGCCUUAGAAGCAAUACUAACAACUUCUAGUCUUAAUGACGAUGAAAUUGUUAUGGUCAUGUAUAUAAGUAGAGGUUUACUGUCUUCUCUUGCUGAAGCAAGAAGUGUUUUGAAAGUGAUUGCCUUUCAGACUGAUUUUAUUAGUUCUCCAGUAUUUAUUCAUACAUGUGCUGUUAUUGAUGAAUCGAAACCAGUGAUGUACGAGACCCAAUUCCUACAAGACAUAGCUGACAUGAAUUUCACAAAAUACAAUAUUUUGUUUUCGCAAAAUCGUUUUAGAAAACCUGGCUACAUGCUGACUCUUAAUAAGACUGAUGAUAUAGGUUUUGUCAAAAACAAGUUUUUUAGUGUUUUUAAUAUUGAUAAUCUGUAUACAACUAAUGAAAAAAUAUCACUACCUUAUUGGGAUCCACAUAGUGGAGAUUUCACAAUAUCUUUAACGCUUGGUUUGAUGUCCCAACCCAACCAGACUUUUAUCAUGUUAGGAAGUGAUGUAUAUUUUUCUAAUAUUGUUGAGGACGUGACCUAUUAUAGCAGCAACCAACAGUAUUCCUAUGCAUUUCUAACCGACUUACAAGGCCGUGUAUUGGUCCAUCCUUCCAUAUUACGCCCGUCUGCUGUCAGUCAUCAACUAUCAUUUGUUGAUAUUGAAUUGAUCGAAGUAAUACCUGACAUUGAUUUACUAAGAAGAAAAUUGCUCUCUGAAGUCAAAGGAACUUUUGUUACAAAAACUAAUUUUAGCCAACAGAUGGAAUAUAAUUGGAUGAGAAUUAACAACUGGUAUGUUAUGGUCCUAGCAAUCAACAGAGAUUAUGGUACUUUUAAUAAUCGAUUCAAAGCACCGCCAAGUGCACCUGUGAGAAAACUAUUGUACCAAAAUUUGGAUGGGUUGGAAAAUCACAAAUUUUGCAGGCACCUCACACAAAUUGCUACUCUUGAUGUACCAUCACUAUAUUUAAGCAGAUCUUGUUUCCAAUCACCAUUUCAUGCUUCCAGAACAAGCCAAGGUGGUCUAGUCGACCAAGGUUACCUGGCCUACCUGAAAGAUGAUACUGGAUUGCUGAUUAAUCCGGGCUUGAAAAGUGAAGUAAAGAACGAAGCAUCUGCUUUGGGUCUUAUUUUAGAUUUUUUGAGAAACAAACAUUUAUCAUCUGAAAUGUCAAAAUAUAUUGUUAGGCGUUAUGCAUCAUCAUAUAGUGGAGUGCUACAAAUGUUUCCAGGUAGUGUAGUUACUAAUGGAUUAGAAAUAACAAAAAGACUUUGGUUCCUGCGUGCUUUACAACACAAAAAUAGAACAAUUUUUAUUCCCCCUUAUCUAGAUAAAGGUGGCGCUGGCUAUAUAGUCACCAUAGCCUACGCUACUCCGCAACUUGUCAUUGCUAUGGAUCUCACCUAUGGAUAUAUGUUGAAAAUGCUCUUGAAAUAUAUACCGUAUUGCCUAAAUGAGAAAAUUACAUGUUUUCUUAUAGAUGAUCAAGGGUAUAUAAUAUACCAUAAAAAUUUGACUGAUAUAAAUGCAGCCAGGCCAGUGGAGCAGCAGCAUAUAGUACAUAGAGAGUCCUUAGUUGCUAAUGAUAUUUUAAAUCACAAACAUUUCAUCAAGAAAAUGCUAUGCAAUGACUAUGCAGAUAAUACUAUACAAAGAUUUUACAGAUUAAACACAAGUUUUGCUGAUGAUUUGGUAAACCAUAUACCUGGAGAGCAUUGUGUUUCGUACCAUAUAACUUCGGUGCCUGGCACAAAUAUAUUUGUAGGUGUGGUUAAUGCAUCUUGUGAUGUAGUGCCAGCAUUUUGUCCUUGUAGCAUAGUAGACCGCCUCUGUUUAAAUUGCAAUAGGAUGGAACAAAAAGAGUGUGAAUGUCCCUGUGAAUGCCCUUUAGAAUCUGAAUCCAGUUAUUGCAAUGAUAGUAAUCAAAACUUGACAGAUAAUUUGCCAUGUAAAUGGAACGCUGAGGAGAGUUCAUCAGUGGAUGCAAGUUUUACCACUGCAUUGGAUACCAGCCUAGAACCGUGUUUCAAUAUCAACUGUCAAAAUGAACGCUUCAUUUCAGAUUGUCUUGGUGUUAUAGGUUGUGAAUGGUGUAGGUAUGAUACAAAUGGGAAUUCUUUGAGUAAACCAUUUUGUACUUCUAUUACAAGUUGUUUUAAUGGAGUUUAUGGCUUAAAUUCUCCUUAUAGAGAAGUGAACGAUAUAACUCCCACCAGUGAAUCAGAGUAUUCUCCAUUGGGUCCAAUAUUAGGUCUUAUAAUAGCAAUGUUUUUGCUCUUUAUUUUACUGUAUGUGUGCUAUCGUUCCUACACAAAUCCAUCAGUAGACAGACUUUAUUUGUCUUCUACCCGAGAUCAAUUACGAAUGAGUGACCUAAACGUAAAUGACACUUUCCAUGACUCAGGUAACCAUAGAGAUAAGCUUUUAAAAAAAGACUGUCCUGCGCCAUCUCCAUACUGUGUAGCAAGUAACUACAGAAGAAAUAACACUGCAGCUGAAUCUGAUCAUGGAUAUUCAACUAUGACUCCACAUGAUGAAUCGGAACAUUUAUCUUUGGCUCCCUUAGAAGCUGAUUCAUUAGAAGAUGAUAUUCUGUCAGAUAGUACUUCAAUACACACUAGUGUAUCGAUGAAAAAUAAUCCGUCACAUGUUGUUUCUCCUAUGUUCACAAAAAUACCCCACAGAAAUUGUGUGGUUGUACCUGUCACUGUACAUAGGAAUAUGGAAGCUUCCUAGAGUUUUGUAUCGGUUUCAGGAAAAUUUUGAAGAGUGGGGUUACUUGGAACAGUCUUUAGAAAUUAGGUUACAUUUAGAAACAAGCCAAAAUGUUUAUGUUAACAAAAAAUGAGCAAAAUGGACUGAAUUUCACUGGAUUAUAAAAAAAAUACAUAUUAAGUUAGUUGAGGUCCCAAGGCUGAGGUGCAUUCGCACAAUUUGCCCCAGUUCAAUAUCACUUAUUUUUUAAGCGUCCUUGAUAUUAAGGUCUCUCAACGGUGCAUUGAAUGCUAACUCCGAUCAAGGUUCCUUAAUUAUAAUCACCCCGUCCUGUAUUGAAAUUAAAACGUUACUACUCAAAAACUCAUAUGUAUCCAGUUUAUUUGCUAAAUCAGUAAAUUCUUGUUCUAUGGAGCUAUAUGCUUCAAACGAACUUAGUCUUUUUCAAUAAUUCUACCACUCCAGGCUGAUCAUCUCUUUUGUGCUGAUUAUUAAAAUUGUCUUUGUCAAUUCUUUUUUGGCAUUGUAACCUUCUUAUCGCAUAGGUACAUCGGCUGACAUGUUUUUUAACCUAUCUGACGUAAUUUCAACUCUUGAAUCUGGUAAAGUUCGAACCAUCUAAGAAGAAUACACACGCGUUAUCGUUUGUCAUAACUUCAAAUGGAAGGGCCGUAGAGAAAUGGAAAUUGGCCGGGUCCUACUAUACCAUAUUAUUCUGUCCCUUCACGUAAUUACCUCACUAUGUAGUCUUCCAGCGGUAACCUAACUUUGUAGACUUCUGGAAGGGUUUGUCCGUCCCAAGCAGAUGAACCAAAGAUCUAUGGUCUGUGUAAAUAAUAAAUUUCCGUCCAUGAAGCUAACUUCUAAAAGUGUUAAUCGCGAAUACUAAACAAUUCUUAUUCGUUAGAAUAUAUUUUUUCCGCAUUAUUUAAUCCUCGGCUUGCAUAAUCAACUGGUAUAUUGUCAUUAUUUGACAACGUAGCACCAAGUGCAGGAUUUGAUGGGCCAGGCUGAACAAUGAAUAUUUUUCAAAGAAAAACACCAAGUCUUCCUCCACAAAUAAAUUAUUUGACUUGGUGUUUUUUUUUGAAAAUUAAAUUUCAACUCCACUUUGAUUCAUGGACUACUUCUUCAAUUUGAACAAUAAAUGUAUUUUCCUGAGAAAAAUUUGGUAAUUGCAAAUCAGUAGGACUCACCAGGCCUUUUUAAAAUAAUUUAAAUGCGUCAAAUGCAUCUUGAAACUGCCGAGUCUACUGAAAUUUAAUUGCCUUUCUUGUUAAAUAGUUCAGAUGGGUAUGCAAGCUGAGAAAAUGUUUUUGUGUUUUCUGUAAUAGUUGGCUGUAACGUAACCACCCAACAUUUGACUGCAUUCGCAUUCUUAGAAACGGAAUAAUUUAGUAUUUGUUUUACCUGGGCGACACACCUUCGCAUGAAAGUAUAUACCUACCUUAAAUACAAUAUUCCUCGUUAUAUAAAGUCGCACUUCUGUUCAGCUUUAAAUUUACUUUUCUCAAUCUCUGUAAUGCCUUGAUUAAAUUUUGAUGUUCUACCUGGGCGACACACCUUCGCAUGUAAGUAUGUACCUGCCUGCCUUAAAUAGGUACCUACAAUAUUCCUCGUUUUAUCAAGUCGCACUUGUGUUCAGCUUUUAAUUUACUUCUUUCAAUCUCUGUAAUGCCUCAAUUAAAUUUUAAUUAUGAUUACCUAAAUUUCGCCAAACACAAGCAAAUCAUCUUAAUAUUUUAGAUCUGACAUUGCAAUAGAGAUUGCUCUGAGUUAGGGCUAAUUUUCGAGCCUAUCGGAAGUAUCAUCAUUUGAUAUUGACCUUUAUGCGUGAAAAACGCCGUGCAGAUUAGUCUGGUAGUAUCCUUGAGAAAGAUUUAAAUGUGAAAAGUCGACGACACCCGAAAGUGAAUCUAAAAUUUCAGCAAUGCAAGUUAAGGGAAACAUAUCGUCCUGAAUCUUAUCAUUUAGUGGCGUUAAUCUAUCAUGUUUCGCCAGUUUUUAUUACCCAAUUUAGUAGCCCAACCAAUAAUAGGGAAUCACGUCGAUUCAGCUUCUUCUAUAAUGGUAUCUUUGAACAUUUUUGAUUUGCGUGGGUAUUAAUUUUUUGCCUGCCUCGAAGCCUUCUAUCGCUAUAGCUAAAUACAUUGGAUGUUCUAUUAUUAUAUCUGCCAUGCAUGAGAAAAAAUGCCUUUAACUUCUGUUCUUGUAACUCUUCAUCUUUUGCUCCGCCGAUUGCAUCAUUGAGAGCUGCGUAAUUUCUUGAUCGAAAAGAGCGAAGAAUAAUUAAUUGCCAUAAAAAUCUCUGUAGCUUCAGUUUCUGCUUGAGAGAUUGUUGGCUAAGUCAACAUUUCUUCGAAUAAUUUCCCAUAUUCCUCAAGAGAUUUACCUCCUUGUUUAGCGCUAUUAAAUUUAACUGACAGCGAUGCAGCCGAUUUUUUUGAUAUCAAAUGCAAUUUCAAGUCAUGAAUUAGCGCUUGAUUUAAAUUGUAGUUAGGUUCUAACACAAUUUUUGCAUUUUCGGAUAAUCUUGACUUUAGGACGUAUAUGUGGUUAGUAGUUUUUUACCCGCGUUGUCUAGCAACAAAUCAUAUCAGAAAAUUGAAUCCAUCACGUCUGAUUUCUGAAUCAUCAUCAAAGGGAACAGACUUGAAACUGUUUUCAAAUCGAAUUUGUCUCUCAUUCUGAUUGAUUCUGCUGAAAAUUCAGAGCUUUCCGAAUCUGUGCCAGAGGAGGCAGAGUCGUCGUCCAAUUGGCCUGGUGCUAAUGUCCUCUAACCUAGCACUCAAACUUUCCCGAAUUCUUUAGAAAUAACUAUGUACUUAUCUCAUUUAUAUAGGUACUAUCACUAUCACACUCAACUGCUUCAUAUUAUGGAACUGAUUUGCAUCAAAAUCUUUCCCUAAUAGUUUCCACUUAGAUCUUGAAAUUGCUGAAUUUAUUUAACUUACAGCUAAUAAGAGUUCUCAUUUUUUCUUCUUCGUAUAUUAUCCUUGUUUACAUAGUUAUAAAAAAUCUUCACUUCUCCCCAUAGAUGCCUUAUAGCAUUUGGAUGGUACAUUUUCCCAUUUUAAGACGUUCUUCGAGCCAUAUUCAUAUUCCAUCAUACACCCAUAUCCAUAAACAUAAUAACCAUGACAAUGCUUCGGCUAACUUAUCUUCCUCUCCAGCGCCUUUUUGAGCUACUUGUACCCAAAUAAUAAAAUGAGAGCUAUAGGCAGUCCCAAAACGAUAUAGUGUCCCUAGUUACUCCUAGAUGCUUCUGUCGUGUGGUCUCCAUUAAUUCCUUCGUUCCCCAGAACUUUUUCGGCAGGUUCGCCAUGUGAUAUUUCACCUAAAAUUUUAAGCCUUUCCUUGAAAAUAAAACAACUUGGUGUCUUUUUGAGACGUUAUUUUUAUUUUUUUCUUUUUACCAACCUAUGUACAUAUUUAAUUUAUUGUAAUAAAACCUUAGUUACUUUAAUUUAUGAAAAUCUAUUUCCAAAUAAACAUACAGGAAAUAUACCGGAUGCUCCUAGUUUUGGUGUUUUAAUUUUUUUUUGUGUUUUUAAUAAUUUUAAUUUAUUUAUACAUAUGCUACACGGGAACACUUGGUUUUGCUCGGGCAUUCAGUUCAAAAAGUUGACGUCAAUAAUGGUCAGAGCAGAGGAAGAAAUGGCGGCGUCAGAAGACUCACAGUCCGAAACGAAAUCAUAAAUACAGAGCCUGCUGCUGUGGCUGUGGUUGUGGUCCUCGGGCUCUGGCACCCAAUGCGCCGGGUUGUCCCGGUUGGAUUGAUAAAGCUUCAGAUUUUGGGCCCUACCUCCCUAAGCACCCCGCAGUGGUGCUUUCUGACGUGAACAAGGUUGUCCUGGAGCUGGGGCCCCUUGCUACCAGGGAACACUUGGUUUCGCCCAUGAUCUGUUCACGCCGUGGUUCCAGACAGGAAGGCCGACAAGGUAGACAGAUCACGGGCGGAACCAAGUGUUCCCUCACAGCAAGGUGUUCCAGCUCCAGGGCAACCUUGCUCACCUCAGGAAGCACACUGAAAGGUACGUGGAGAGGUAGGCUAGGGAGGUCAAAAUCGGAAGCUUCGCCAAUCAAUCCAACCAAGGCCAUCUGGUGCAUUGAAUGCCAGGGAGCUCAAAGACCACAGCCAAAACAAUAGACAGGUUUGGCUUAAGGCGGAUGGCUGUUCCAUCAACGGCCUUCUUCGUUUUGCAAUUGACCGGCUUUGUAUUUAUAAUUUCAUUUCGAUUCGUCCGUCCUCUCAUACCGCCAUUUCUUCCUCUCGUCUGACCAUUAUCGGCGUCCCCGCCCUGUUGUGCUUGCAUUGUUUGGUUUGUCAUCUAUCCACCUUCUGGACCUCCAUGUCUGAAGCCACGGCCCACCGUAACUGAUGUAGGUUCAGCUAUUUCAACGAAAUCGCAGAAAAACAUCCGUAACAGUGGGCCGGGGUUUCAGACAGGGAGGCCCAGAAGGUGGACAGAUGACAAACCAAACAAUGCAAGCACAACAGGGCGGGGACGCUGAUAAUGGUCAGACAAGAGAAAGAAAUGGCGGCGUGAGAGGACGGACGAAUCAAAAUGAAAUUAUAAAUACAAAGCCGGCCAAUUGCAAAACGAAGAAGGCCGUUGAUGGAAUAGCCAUCCGCCUUAAGCCGAACCUGUCCAUUGUUGUGGCAGUGGUCUUUGAGCUCCCUGGCAUUCAAUGCACCAGGUGGUCCUGGUUGGAUUUAUUGGUAAAGCUUCAGAUUUUGCGCCCUCUAGCCUACCUCACCACGCACCCUGUAUUGGUGCUCCCAAAAAUAAUAAUAAUGUACAUCAAGAAUAAUGCACAACAAAAACAAUAAUAAGUAAAUUUGGUGACUGUGACUGGCAGUCGCGACUUUUCAAAUGUUGUUGCCAGAUUUUUGGUUGUUUUAGUGAAAAGUUUUGUCCAAGUACCCCAAUUUAUAUUAAGUUUUUACUUGUAAUUUUUUAAAGUUUUGCCAUAAAACUUUUAGGUAUAUUAUUUUUGUACUUAUUGACUUUCUACAUGUACUUACAUUGUUUUUUUGAGUUCAAUAAUAUGUGAGAUUGUUUUUAUGUAUGUGUAUUAUCGUGUAACUAUGCGUGCAUAAUAUUAAGAAAUUGGCAUAUCAUGGAAAAAUACACUGCCCAGCAUGAAAUUAGGGUCACCCCAUAAUUUGCAAUUAUUUUUAAAAUUUUUGGUUGUUGCGAAUUGUUUUUUUUUUGGUGUAAAGUUCACUAACUUUAUGCGAUGAUUUUGUCGUAGUUGCUUGAAUUUAAAAAAGUUCUUGUUGUUUUGCCCCAAGUUUUGCUUGCAAAUUAUGGGAUGACCCUAAUUUUAUGCUCAGCAGUGUAAUUUAUGAUGUGUCAAUUUAUUAAUAAUUUUUGACAAACUUUUUUAGCUAUUCAAUUUGUAUGUAUUUUAAAUGUUUUAUUCUAAUGUUGUAACAUUAUAGUUUUAAUCUUAUAUUUAUGUAUGGUAAUGUUAUUAAAAACCUGCCUUAGUAAAAAUAUUGAAAAUCCUAUGUUCACUUGCCAUUUUUUUUACUUUACCAGGUACAGUAUUUUUUGAGUUAACCAUGUAAUUGAAAAUUGUAAUAAGGAUUUGUUGAUAUAGCGGCCAUUGUAUGAAAAAAAUGUGAUUAUUUAAAAAAAAGUUUAAGCUUUAUAUCUGUAUUAUUUUCAUAUUUCAAUGGGUAUUCCCAAAAAAAAUGUACCCAACUAAUUUUUGUAUUAAACAUUUUUAAUAAAUAUGUACUGUUAAUGAA